Torulaspora delbrueckii is the source of this 1113-nucleotide messenger RNA. It is a transcript of the gene CIP1, whose product is annotated as Cip1p. The coding region runs from base 1 to 1113 and encodes 370 amino acids. The record is from RefSeq and is a predicted model, not a curated record. Lineage: Eukaryota; Fungi; Ascomycota; Saccharomycetes; Saccharomycetales; Saccharomycetaceae. The transcript has a single exon.
AUGUUGCUCGACAGGUUUCACCGGAAAUUCUACCAUUCGAGGCAUAGGAGCAGCGGGAAUGCUGUGAAUCAGGACGAUGGUUCGAAGGAUGAGGAUGAGGACGUGCUGAUGGAUGUGGAAGUGCAGCAGCCGGUUCCCAUGUCGAUUUGUGGUCAGGGAUGUCGGUUUGAAGAGACAGGAGAGAUGGUAUACGUGGAUCCCGGUGUGCAGACACCUGUGGCAACCACGCCCGUUGGUUACGGCGGUAGGCAGGACGUGCCAGACGGGUUGACUGGUCCAUUCCCACCUUACUUGCAAAUGCAGGACCGUCAGAAUAGUGUGAGUUCGUUGGCGAGCUCGAUAUCAGAUUUUCAUGGUGGGCUAAGACAGCAGGCCUUUGCAAAUGCUGCCGUUAGCGGAUCGGGAAAUUUUACACCUCAGUUCAUGGCUUUACUCAUGGAGGUUUACCAGAAUGUAUAUUGUGAUCCUACAGUGACACCCUUUGAUACGACAAAUCCUCCAUCAGCAAUCUUGAAUAGGACUGCUAAGAUCGCUUUGGAGCAGUGUAAGAUUCGUGAGGUAGAGAUUGGGUGCGAACGCAAUAGCUGGCUUCUAACGCUCGUAAGACGUCGAUUGCUUGAGGAAGUACGCAAAGACGGGUACCUCUCACGCACCAACUCGAAUGUUUCGCUGCCACCACCACCUCCACAAUUCAUGGAAAUGAUGUACAAUAGUACUUUCCAAUCUUCAAAGCCUUCAACACCGGACUGUUCAACCAAAGGUUCACAGGACUAUUUUGGUAAUAUGCUUACGACGAAUAAUAGGAGCGGGCUGAUGCGCAGCAGAAGUAACUCUUCACAGGUUCUUCUUGCAAGAACCCGUUCCAACAGCAAUGGACUGUUUGCAUUGACACCCACGUCUUCUGAGACUGGUCUGGCACCUGGUUUUAACGGUACGGGACUCACUAUAAAUAUUAACCAUACUAACCUGCUCUCCAGACAACGAAGUAAUACAGCUACGGGCAGUCCAGCUACCACUCCUGUAACAGCGUGUUGUAACCAGUCGCAAAUGGAUGAAUCGGUCUUCUCAGAGACCCUGAGGAAGAAGAGAGACGCACUGAGGCUCAAGAGAUAG